This is a messenger RNA of Phodopus roborovskii (desert hamster), 3466 nucleotides long. RefSeq names its product DAB adaptor protein 2 (gene Dab2). Gene Ontology annotation, cellular component: plasma membrane. The coding region runs from base 335 to 2632 and encodes 765 amino acids. The transcript has 15 exons. The record is from RefSeq and is a predicted model, not a curated record. Gene Ontology annotation, biological process: negative regulation of canonical Wnt signaling pathway; positive regulation of endocytosis; receptor-mediated endocytosis. Lineage: Eukaryota; Metazoa; Chordata; Mammalia; Rodentia; Cricetidae.
CGUUGAGGGGGAGUUACCAAGCCCAGGCAGCAAAAACAUCCCGCCACAUUCCUGGGGAGUCCUCAGCUGCCAGCAUCUGAUUAGAACCAUAUCUCUCUCCCCGGGAGUGGCCGCGCGGCACCGAGGCUCCCGGCCGGAGGCUAUUUAAGCGGGGCCCACCGCGUCUUCUGCGCUGUAGCCUAUAGACUCCAGGCGCGGGGAAGUCAUGCUGGCUCCGCAGAGGCACUAGCUAGCCCGUGUGUGUCGUGGGUUAUGUUCAUUUGAGACCUGCAUAUUGAAGAUUGCCUGGUGUCAGUGAGUGUCUGCUGCUGGGUUUUCUGCUUGCCUUCCUGCCAUGUCUAACGAAGUAGAAACAAGCACAACCAAUGGUCAGCCUGACCAACAGGCUGCACCAAAAGUGCCAUCAAAGAAGGAAAAGAAGAAAGGUUCUGAAAAGACAGAUGAGUAUCUGUUGGCCAGGUUCAAAGGUGAUGGUGUAAAAUAUAAGGCCAAGCUAAUAGGUAUUGAUGAUGUGCCUGAUGCAAGAGGAGACAAAAUGAGCCAAGAUUCUAUGAUGAAACUCAAGGGAAUGGCAGCAGCUGGCCGGUCUCAGGGACAGCACAAGCAAAGGAUCUGGGUCAACAUUUCCCUGUCUGGCAUAAAAAUUAUUGACGAGAAAACUGGGGUAAUAGAGCAUGAACAUCCAGUAAAUAAAAUUUCUUUCAUUGCCCGUGAUGUGACAGACAAUAGAGCAUUUGGUUAUGUGUGUGGAGGAGAAGGCCAGCAUCAAUUUUUUGCCAUAAAAACAGGGCAACAGGCUGAACCAUUAGUUGUUGAUCUUAAAGACCUUUUUCAAGUUAUCUACAAUGUAAAGAAAAAGGAAGAAGAAAAGAAAAAGGUCGAAGAAGCCAGCAAAGCAGAGGAGAAUGGGAGUGAGGCCCUAAUGACCCUUGAUGAUCAAGCUAACAAACUGAAGCUGGGUAUUGACCAGAUGGAUUUGUUUGGGGACAUGUCUACACCUCCUGACCUAAAUAGUCCAACAGAAAGCAAAGAUAUCCUGUUAGUGGAUCUAAACUCUGAAAUCGACACCAAUCAGAACUCUUUAAGAGAAAAUCCAUUCUUAACAAAUGGCGUCACCUCCUGUUCUGUCCCUCGACCAAAGCCUCAGGCAUCCUUCUUGCCUGAAAAUGCCUUUUCUGCCAAUCUCAACUUCUUUCCCACCCCUAACCCUGAUCCUUUCCGUGAUGAUCCUUUUGCACAGCCAGACCAAUCGGCACUCUCUUCGUUCGAUUCUCUCACAUCUCCAGAUCAGAAGAAAGUGAAUUUGAGUAGCUUGUCUACUCCGCUGAGUAAAGGGCCCCUGAACGGUGAUACCGAUUACUUUGGUCAGCAAUUUGACCAGAUCUCUAACCGGACUGGCAAACAGGAAGCUCAGGCAGGCCCGUGGCCCUAUCCAAGUUCGCAAACCCAGCAAGCAGUGAGAACUCAAAAUGGGGUAUCUGAAAGAGAACAGAACGGCUUCCAUAUCAAAUCUUCCCCGAACCCUUUUGUGGGAAGCCCUCCUCCCAAAGGACUAUCGGUACCGAAUGGCGUAAAGCCGGACUUGGAAAGCUCUGUCCAGUCCUCAGCACAUGACUCCAUAGCCAUUAUCCCACCUCCACAAAGUACCAAACCCGGAAGAGGCAGAAGGACUGCUAAGUCUCCAGCAAAUGACUUGCUUGCAUCAGACAUCUUUGCCUCAGAACCUCCAGGCCAGACGACACCCACAGGACAACCUGCAGCUCCUCAGACCAACCCUUUGGAUCUCUUCAAAACAAGUGCUCCUGCCCCAAUGGGGCCCCUUGCAGGUCUAGGUGGUGUUCCAGUAACACCCCCUCAAGCAGCACCUUGGACACCUGUUGUCUUCAGUCCUUCUACAGCUGUGGUCCCAGGAGCCAUAAUAAGUGGCCAGCCUUCAGGUUUUGGUCAGCCAAUCGUUUUUGGUGCAACCCCAGCAGUUCAAGUUUGGAAUCAGCCUUCAUCAUUUGCAGCCCCAACUUCCCCUCCAACCCCUGCAGUUUGGUGUUCUCCUGCCCCUGUGGCACCCAAUGCUUGGUCAUCCACAAGCCCUCUGGGGAACCCUUUUCAGAGUAACACCUUUCCACCUCCUGCCAUGCCCACUCAGUCUCCUCCUAUGCUGUCCUCUGUCCUGCCCACACCUCCUCAACCACCUCCCAGAAAUGGUCCCUUAAAGGACAUCCCCAGUGAUGCUUUCACUGGCUUAGACCCACUUGGGGACAAAGAAGUCAAGGAAGUGAAGGAAAUGUUCAAGGACUUCCAGCUACGCCAGCCACCUGUUCUACCCUCAAGGAAGGCAGAGACACCUUCUACUGGGACUUCAAGUGCCUUCUCCAGUUACUUCAACAGUAAAGUUGGCAUUCCUCAGGAGCAUGUAGACCAUGAUGAUUAUGAUGCCAAUCAACUGUUGAGCAAGAUUAAUGAACCGCCAAAGCCAGUUCCAAGACAAGGUCUCCUCUCAAAUACCAAGUCUGCUGACAAUUCUCUUGAGAACCCCUUCUCUAAAGGAUGCUUCAGUUCACCACAGCCCUCUGUGGCUUCUCAGCCUGCAUCUUCUGAUGCCCACAGGAGCCCUUUUGGAAAUCCUUUUGCCUAACUUCUGAAGAUGUAAUGCUGACUCUCCAGAGGGACAAAAGACUGGCUUGAGCCAAGGACAAAGCUGAUAGCCAGAAACGUGCUGACCUCUGUCCUUGUCCCACCUUUGACCUAGUAUCUGUUGCCUUACUUGUCUCUGCCUCUUGUAAAAUGCCUUUCAUUUUCUGCCUAGGCUGAAGCUAAACUGAAACUAUGGCUUUACGUAAAUUAAACUCCUAAACUCUCUAGCUCAAAUAUAAAUGAAGUAGCUUCCCUGCCAAAGCCUUGUCUGUUGAACCCAUAGAACAUUCCAGAAUAUUCCGCCUUCUACCCUACAGCUGUGGGGUCUGGCCACUUUAGCCCUUCAUAUCACACUGCCUUGAGUAAAUGUCCAAAUCCUCAUACCUCAAAGUCAUUCGGAGUUCCUAGUGUGCAGCUUAAACCUAAACAUUCUACUAAUAGGACAGCAGACAUCUUGCUUCCCAUUCCUACUCAGAAAGAAUUUUUUGAUGAGUAAAUUGAAAGCAAGACUAACUUCUCAAAAGCACACAGAACCAUCACAAGAUGACCAUUUCCCUCUAUAAUGAUAUUUCUCCUCUAAUUGUGUCAUUUACCAAUCCUGCCCCAAGAGGUGCUUACAGUAGACUUGAAGAGGAGGAAAUUCUAGCUCCAAACAUAAGGCAUUAUUCAAAGCUCAUGAAACAAUUCAUUUCUCCCUGGGGCCUCAAAUUGUUUUCAUUCCAGGCAUUUUACAGCUGUUUGACCCUGGUGACCUUAUGGCCUGAAUUUUCCUUGAUGAUCCUAAUUUCAUAUCAUGUGAUUUUUUUCUCAAUAAAGAUGAUUAUUGUGUGCAUUA